Molecule: messenger RNA, 2015 nt
Organism: Equus quagga
Lineage: Eukaryota; Metazoa; Chordata; Mammalia; Perissodactyla; Equidae
Gene: CA14
Product: carbonic anhydrase 14
Exons: 11
Coding region: 386-1399 (337 amino acids)
Cellular component (GO): plasma membrane
Molecular function (GO): zinc ion binding; carbonate dehydratase activity
Source: RefSeq, a predicted model, not a curated record
GCAAUUGUGAAGUCGCUGGCCAGCAAGUGGAGGGAAGACUGCAAGACGGAGAUAAAAAAGAGAACAGAGAGAGAGGCAGCAGGACUUUUGUCUUGGGGACUCAGAAACCCACGGUACCCUAGGAAAACCAAAUCCCCUGGAAGCCCGCAGAGACAUAGAAAUAGCAAGAGAAAAAAAUAAAUACACUCAACUUCAGGAAUCUCCUCUCCCUCUCUCUCCCUCUCUCUCUCUCUCUCCCCCUCCCCGCCUCUCUCUGCCUGCCCUAGUCCUCUAGUCCCCAAACUCCCAGUACCUUGUGCUCCUUCUGAGGAUACCAUGUUGUUCUUCAGCCUCCUGCUAGAGGUGCUUUGGAUCCUGGCUGCAGACGGGGGUCAACACUGGACCUAUGAGGGUGAGAGCAGAACCCAAGACCUACGACACCCCUUGCACACUGGGACCUCUUCACCUGGCAGAAAGACUGUUGCCGUGUCCACAUGGUCAAGACCAUUGGCCAGCCUCUUACCCUGAGUGUGGAAGCAAUGCCCAGUCCCCCAUAAAUAUCCAGACGGACAGUGUGACUUUUGAUCCUGAAUUGCCUGCUCUGCAGCCCCACGGAUAUGACGAGCCUGGCACUGAGCCUUUGGACAUGCACAAUAAUGGUCACACAGUGCAACUCUCUCUGCCUCCUGCCCUGUACCUGGAAGGACUUCCUCAAAAAUAUGUAGCUGCCCAGCUCCAUCUGCACUGGGGUCAGAAAGGAGCCCCGGGGGGGUCAGAGCACCAGAUCAACAGCAAAGCCACAGCUGCAGAGCUCCACAUCGUACAUUAUGAUUCUGACUCCUAUGAUAGCUUGAGUGAAGCUGCUCAGAGACCUCAGGGCCUGGCUGUCUUGGGCAUCCUCAUUGAGGUGGGCGAGACUAAGAAUCCAGCUUAUGAACACAUUCUGGGUCACCUGCAUGAAAUUAGGCAUAAAGAUGAGAAGACCUCCGUGCCUCCCUUCAACGUGGGAGAGCUGCUUCCCCCUCAGCUGGGGCAGUUCUUCCGUUACAAUGGCUCGCUUACCACACCCCCCUGCUACCAGAGCGUGCUCUGGACAGUCUUCAAUCAAAGGGCCCAGAUUUCAAUGGAACAGCUGGAAAAGCUUCAGGAGACACUGUUCUCCACAGAAGGAGAGCCCCCUGAGCUCCUGGUACAGAACUACCGAGCCCCCCAGCCUCUCAAUCAGCGAACAGUCUUUGCCUCUUUCAUCCAAGGAUUCUUGUAUACCACAGGAGAAAUGCUGAGUCUAGGAGUGGGAAUCAUGGUUGGCUGUCUCUGCCUUCUGCUGGCUGUUUAUUUCAUUGCUAGAAAGAUUCGGAAGAAGAGGAUGGGAAGCCGGAAAAGUGUGGUCUUCACCUCAGCACGAGCCACCGAGGCAUAGACUCCCUCUUGGACAUCAUGGAUGCCUUCCCGUCAUGCCUAUGAGGGAGCUUCUAAAAUAGGGUACACAGAUUGGCCAGAAAAUACUAUAGGAGCUGUAGGGUGACACCCCUCCUUCCUCUGAACAGCCCCUACAGAGAGGCAUGGACAGGCCCUCAUUUAAGGAAGAACAGCAGAGCCUCCAGCCUCUCAAAACAUAUAGAAGGAGAUCAGACAAUCCCUAAGUUGACAAAGCAGAGAGCAAGUUAAAUUCUACAGGAAGUUGGGGAUGUACCCCAAAGUCCCCCACCCCCUCACCUUUAUGUCCCUUCCCCUAGAUAUAGUGCAGGAUCUCCUCUUAGAAAAAAAGGCUGCUGUUGUUGGGGUUCUAUUUUUUUGCUCAAUAUAUUUGGAAAUUAAAGUGUCUGACCUCACCUCUGGCCUUAUCUUUGGGGCUCCUGAGAUUAGGAGAGUUCCUUAACCCUUAGGUGGCAGAAGCGGGCAAAGGAUAGCGAAAAAGCAGCAGGGAUGAAUAACUCCUGGUACCCAAUUCCUGGAAGGGGAGAUCCACUUUUGGAAAAUGCUUAACCCAUAGUUUCUAACAUGUUAGACCACCAGCCCAGAUUUCUGCCCUUGCU